AUGAAGUUCACCAUUACCAACACCGUCGCCUUCCUGGCCGCUGCCUCUUCUACCUUGGCAGCACCUCUUGAGGCUCGUCACGACGCAGGCAAGGCUUUCACCCUCGACAUCUCUUUCAGCAACAGNCCCCUCAAUGGCCCCAUCCAAGCCUCUGGCGGCUCCUUCUGGAUUGGCAAGAAGGCUUCAACUUCCUGCCCCACCUCGGUAAACCCCUGCCCCAGCGGCAACACCACAUCCUUCACCUCCUCCGGAAACGGCUUGCUCUACCUCAAUACUGAAGUCCCCGGCGGCCAGCAGGUCUACAUCCGCCCUGACGGCCUCCUUACCUACACACAAGCCCACUCUGCCUCCACACCUGCCGGCUCCACAUUCUCUGGCUUUGAGAUCUCACCUCAGAACCAAGUCGGCAAGUUCUACGACUUCUGGCUGUGCAGUGAGGAUUCGACCAACAAGGCUUACCGUAUCUGGCUCGAGUACCGUGAUGAUCAGGGUGCGGUCAAGCAGAAUGGCCUUGGUGGCAAGAACACUUGUACCAUGGUCAACCUUUUGGCCAACGACGUCAAGAAGGAGGGUCCUGCUGCUUGGCAGUAUAACUAG
Aureobasidium vineae is the source of this 597-nucleotide messenger RNA. NCBI's taxonomy places the organism in Eukaryota, Fungi, Ascomycota, Dothideomycetes, Dothideales, Saccotheciaceae. The record is from the annotation of a GenBank genome assembly.